Molecule: messenger RNA, 1158 nt
Organism: Cooperia oncophora
Lineage: Eukaryota; Metazoa; Nematoda; Chromadorea; Rhabditida; Trichostrongylidae
Source: the annotation of a GenBank genome assembly
GCUUCCUCGUUCGGCCUCAAUGAACACUUUGCAGAUGUGGUUAUCACGGAAAGUGGUCCGUCUUCGUUCGAAAUCGUCGAGAAAGUUGAAGUUGGUAAAAUGGCGUCAAUGUUUGUUGGCCGGAUAGGAGUAAUAUUCUGCUAUUUAUCACUAUGUAUCUACCUCUUUGGUGAUCUCACUAUAUACACGACGACAGUUCCCAAAUCUCUAAUGAAUGUCAUAUGUGCUCCUAUAAAUGUUUCUCAUGUAAUGCCUACGGAUCCAUGUCGAGAAAGCUGGCCCCAUUGGUUACAUCGUUUUACAGUAUAUCGAUUUUGCAUACUACUCUUUGUUAUGGUCUGCACACCGAUGGUCAUCAUUGGCAUAACAAAAACGAAAUACUUGCAGCUAGCCACAUCAAUAUGCAGGUGGACUGCUUUCAUCUUGAUGAUAUGCUUGGCUGCAGCACAAAUUAUUACCAACGGUCCUGCGACAACACCUCCAGCUGCUAAUAUUCAUGGAUUUGGUUCACUGUUUGGUGUUGCAGUGUAUGCCUUUAUGUGCCAUCAUAGUAUUCCAGCCAUAAUUACUCCAAUGAGAUCAAAAACUGGUUUAUUCUUCAAAUUGUCCGGUGUAUAUCUUGUCGUUUUGUCAUUUUACUUCACGCUUUCUAUAACUGGAUCUUUCGCUUUCACUCACGUGCAGGAUGUGUAUACGUUGAAUUUCCUUCACGACGACAUGACUUCUGUGUUUUACUUUGCAUGUGAUCAUUUCCUUGCACUGUUUCCUGUAUUUACUAUCACAACCAGUUAUCCAAUAUUGGCUACUACUUUAAUAAAUAACAUACGAGUCUUGAGGGAUGCUGUAUUCCCACCCGGUUCAAGAGUAUCGUCUGAAGAAGAGUCAUUGUUAGAAGAUGAAAAUGAUGAUGAUGAUGAGCGUGAUUCUAGGCUGAGGAGGAGUAGCCGUUCUGAUCAUGUAGGUGUCGCAGUGCAAUUUCUCAUUCCUUGCUGGUUAGUGGUGAGUGCACGGAAAUACGCAAAGAGCGUGCUGAACUUCCCAGUACCGAAGAAACACUCAAGUCCUUUCAAAUAUAACUACUGGCCAUAUGCAAUAGUCAUCUAUUCCAUAUUUGCCAUAAUCAUGGUUACUUUGAAUAUAGUUGGUGUACGAUUUUAA